AUGGACUGUGAGCCAGCAGGGACUGACCACCAGCAGCACAUCAACGACAACAACGGUGAAGACGACGACGACGACGACUCAACCAACUUCGAGGCCGUCGUGAGGGUUAUGCAGCAAGCACACGAUGAAGGUUACGCACUCUUCAGGACUGCCUUGAACUGUGGCAGCAAGAGGAAUUGCCGAAGAGGAAGAGGAGAAGGUGUGGGUGUUUCCAUCAGCAAUGAUGAUGAGGAUGCUGCUGCUGUUGCUGCUGCUGCUGCUGAUGAUGAGGAACAACACCGCCAUGAGUUAUGCGAGAGUUACAUGAACGUGCAGAAGAAAUAUGAUAACAUCAUUAGAGACCUGCUCUUUAAGAAUAAUAAAUUAAUUGAAGUUUGUAUUUUUCCCGUGGUGUAG
Helobdella robusta is the source of this 396-nucleotide messenger RNA. RefSeq lists its product as hypothetical. The transcript has a single exon. The record is from RefSeq and is a predicted model, not a curated record. Lineage: Eukaryota; Metazoa; Annelida; Clitellata; Rhynchobdellida; Glossiphoniidae. Bases 1 to 396 code for a protein of 131 amino acids.